Aspergillus uvarum CBS 121591 is the source of this 1476-nucleotide messenger RNA. RefSeq names its product aminoglycoside phosphotransferase family protein. The record is from RefSeq and is a predicted model, not a curated record. The transcript has a single exon. Lineage: Eukaryota; Fungi; Ascomycota; Eurotiomycetes; Eurotiales; Aspergillaceae. The coding region runs from base 113 to 1390 and encodes 425 amino acids.
CUCCUUUUCCACAUCCCGUUUUGUCCUUUCUCACCCUUCUCACCCUUUUGCCGUGCAUCACCUGCUUCACAUGUCUUAGAGCAUUCAUUCUACACCACCCUACACCGCCCUCAUGGAAAGCACUUUAGGUCCGCGUGAGACUACUCCAGAAAUUCAUCCAACUCAGGGGGUUUAUCUCUCGAGAGAAACCAUUGUCAGCAUAAUUGAUUUCCUUAUUCCCGGAUGCAACAUCUUGGCUAUCGAUCCUCUAGAGCAUGGCAAAUCAUUCAACAAUCGCAUCUACUUUCUGAAGAUAUAUGUUCCUGACGACCUGCUCUUACACGGCCUGAAGAACGGAGCUGUUAAUGAUUUGGUUUUGAAACUGAACGGAAAGUUCUUUGACCAGACGAAAAGCGAAAAUGAGGUGUCCUGCUUAUCUCUUCUUGAGUAUUUUGUGCCCGAAAUUCCGUCACCAAGGGUUCUUGCCUGGUCUGACAGCAAGAAUUUCGUCAUUCACAAGUUGACUGUCGUGGGAACCUUAGCAACAAAGCAAUUCGCGAUUAAUUCCGAAGCCGACGGACAACUCCAGGGCUGGAUCCUAAUGACUCGACUUCCUGGAGUUCCUUUGUCGACGUUGAAUCUGGAUACAGACAAGCUCAAGGUCGUCGGCGAGCAAUUAGCGGAUAUGGUCUACCGCUGGAGACAGUCGCUCCCUGCUUCGACAACUGCUGGAAACCUGGUAUGUGGACUUCCUCAUGGGAAGAAACAAGAUCCAAAUUCAUUCGAAGUUGCCGGUUUGCGCAUUACGUCUUCUUCAAACAUGCCUGGUUUUGGUGUCAAAGUUUUCGAGCCUAUCAUAGGCCAGCUUCAAUACUACCGAGUGAGGCUUGAGACACGGCUCCAGAAGCUUCAGGAACUCGAUGUUUUUGCUAGGAACAGGCAUUUAAUCCCUCCGAUCAGAGAGUUUAUUGCUAUCCAAUUGCCGAAACUCGGAAUAGGCAGUGAGAAAAAUCGUUUCUUGUUCACACACUACGACCUUUCUCCACGCAAUGUCUUGAUGUCUGCGGAUCACACGAAGAUCACUGGUAUCAUUGACUUUGAAUUUUCUGGGUUUUUCCCUGAAUUGGAUGAAUUUGUCAAUGAUUCCGUGGCAAAUAAAGGCGACUGGCCCGAUGCUUUUUACGAAGCGUACUUGAGUAGGUUCGAGGCCUGGGGAAUGAAUACUCCAAGAAAAGGCAUCAAAGAUCAAUAUUGGAGAGAGGCAACGACUCUUUCUCGAUUGGAAGACAAUAUAGCGCCCUGGUGGCUUGAGAAUGUGGCACUAGAGAAGAAGAAUCAACACGCGCAGGACCUCCAGAAGUCGAAAGAAAUAGUUUUAGAAGCAAUUCAGCUACUGGGAGCCGGCGUUUGAAAUCUCUUUAAUCAAGAACUCCAUCCUAUGGGUGAUUCCAGUUAGAUAUUGGUCUUCUUGUCUCAUCUUUUCUUUUCUCUUCUCAU